CUGCGGGAGAGGUGAGCCAUCUUCCCCCGGCAGACUGAUACACUCUGAUAGAGCCUGGACCAGAGGGAUACGGAAAAAUACUGAGGAUCCCGGUGUCAUUUGGAGGCUGAGACGAUUAUAGGACGCCAAAACAACCGGUGUCAGUCGGGAAGGAAGAUCUCUGAAGGACUCGUCAGAAUUUCGGCAACAGAGCUGACCGAGGGACCAGCUUUUAACGUCAGACAGAAGGCUCUAAUACUAAUACAAAGAACGGAAACAUUGAGCUAGGAGCGGGGAUUAAUAUCGAUAUAUGAACUGUAUGUAACCUAGGAAAAUGCAAAAGUCCAGAAGAUAGGUGGUAUAAAUAAGCAUGUAGUCCCUGUCGUCCGACAGGUGUAUACCCUCACCAGUAAAUGUAAACAAACAGCUCUUCAAGCUAGCUAAGUUAGCUUAGUUAGCUUUCUAUUGCUAACGUAAGGUAACGUUAGUUGUACCGAAGCAGAACGAAGGCAAACCGAGCUGAAGAAGUCUGUCGUCGGCUUCAACACCAAAUUCAACCUCAACAUAGUCGUCUGCAGCGAAUGACAGCGGUGUGUAACGUUAUUUUCUCAGUAUGCAGCUACUAGCAUAAUUAGCCUAACGUCGGCUACAUGUUCUUUACAUUAGCAGCCCAGCACAAUAACAUUAAACUAGCACACUAAAUGUGGAACAGAGAAGACAAUUUGACAAUACUACGUGUGUUUUUGACAUCGACUCGUUUAAAAUAGCUAUGAGUGUGAUUAAACACUUUUACACAGGAUUGGUGUAAUGCUACAAUAAAUAAUCUAGAUAGUCAUCGUAGUCCAGUUGGUUGGUUGAAAAGAGUAGAACGUCGGGAUGAAUGAAAACAACUUAGUGGUCUCUUGAAGAUCUAAUCACACUGCUAACCACAGCCAGCGUUUUUGCAAAGCUACAUGUCGUAUUGGCGUUCUUGGCUGCAUGGUGGGUGGAAAUGUGUGUAUGACCGCAACAAUACUUAGCUGGUGAGUUUGGCUCGUUUCUGUCGGCGGCGGCAGUCGGUAAUAGUACCGUCACACAGACGACAGGACCUUCUGUUCAAAGUAAUAACGUUAGGCUGUAAAGGGAGCCAUAACUCAGCCAGGCAGCAUGGAGUGGGUUAUUACAUCGAUCUAAAUGACUAGUAGUUUGAUUUGACUGUGUAAGAGACCUGAGGAAGUUACAUUUAGACACUUUGUGGUUGUAGUUUUGAAGUGUACAGCGUUAUAUCCCUGCAGCCUAUUUAAAGGAGACCACCGCCUUGUCAGAGUUUGUGUUAUGUAGCUGUGUUUGAGGGCCCAGCGGUAAGCCUCUCAGCUGUGUUUUGGUUGCUAGUGGCCUCCCCUCCCCCAGUCUUGAGACUCUUGAUUCUCCCCGAGUGUUGGACACUGCUCGCCGGGUUUCCCCUUGAUUGUUAGAGUAAAGAAAGGCCGUGGCCUCAAGUCGCAGUCCUCUGGACUUCGAAGCAGUUAAAAAGUGGAUGUAAUGGAACUGAUGUUCGCCGAGUGGGAGGAUGGGGAGAGGUUCUCCUUCGAAGACUCGGACCGGUUCGAGGAAGACUCUCUGUGCUCCUUCAUCUCAGAGGCCGAGAGCCUCUGUCAGAACUGGAGGGGAUGGAGGAAGCAGUCCGCCGGACCCAACUCCCCAACUGUCAAGAUUAAAGAUGGCCAGGUGAUUCCACUGGUGGAGUUGUCAGCGAAGCAGGUAGCAUUCCACAUCCCGUUCGAGGUGGUGGAGAAGGUCUACCCCCCUGUCCCAGAACAGCUUCAGCUCCGCAUCGCCUACUGGAGCUUCCCCGAGAAUGAGGAGGACAUCAGGUUAUAUUCUUGCCUGGCUAAUGGGAGUCCCGAUGAAUUCCAACGUGGAGAGCAGCUCUACAGGAUCAGAGCUGUCAAAGACCCCCUGCAGAUCGGCUUCCACCUGAGUGCUACAGUGGUGUCCAGUCAGGCCGGUCAAUCUAAAGGAGCCUACAACGUGGCUGUCAUGUUUGAUCGCUGCCGCAUCACUUCCUGCAGCUGCACCUGUGGUGCUGGGGCCAAAUGGUGUGCCCAUGUGGUGGCACUCUGCCUCUUCAGGAUCCACAAUGCAUCAGCAGUGUGUCUGAGGGCUCCAGUCUCUGAGUCUUUAUCCAGGCUGCAGAGGGACCAGCUCCAAAAGUUCGCCCAGUACCUCAUCAGUGAGCUGCCUCAGCAGAUCCUACCCACAGCUCAACGGCUGCUAGAUGAACUGCUGUCCUCUCAGUCUACUGCCAUCAACACCGUGUGCGGAGCUCCAGACCCCACUGCAGGCCCUUCAGCGUCUGACCAGAGCACUUGGUAUUUGGAUGAGUCGACCCUGAGUGACAACAUCAAAAAGACACUGCACAAGUUCUGUGGGCCUUCACCUGUCGUCUUCAGUGAUGUAAACUCCAUGUACCUGUCGUCCACGGAGCCACCAGCCGCCGCUGAAUGGGCGUGUCUGCUGCGACCUCUGAGGGGCAGAGAGCCAGAAGGCAUCUGGAACCUUCUGUCCAUCGUCAGGGAGAUGUUCAAGAGACGAGACAGCAACGCUGCCCCGCUUCUUGAGAUCCUCACUGAGCAGUGCCUCACCUACGAACAGAUCAUCAGCUGGUGGUACAGUGUUCGGACCUCAGCGUCCCACAGCAGUGCCAGUGGCCAUACGGGGCGCAGCAAUGGCCAGUCAGAGGUGGCGGCUCAUGCCUGUGCCAGCAUGUGUGACGAGAUGGUGGUGCUCUGGAGGCUGGCAGUGCUCGACCCCACUAUGAGCCCCUGCAGGCGCCUGGAACUGUCAGGUCAGCUGAAGCAGUGGCACCUGAAAGUUAUAGAGAUAGUGAAGCGAGGACAGCAUCGCAAGUCCCUGGAUAAACUGUUCCAGGGCUUCAAGCCCGCCGUGGAGUCCUGCUUUUUCAACUGGGAGGUGGCCUACCCGCUGGAGGGCAUCACUUACUGCAGCGCUGAUAAGAAGAGCGCCACAUUCUGCUGGUCCAGGGCAGUGCAGCUCCAGAGAGGAGCCAAAGCUGCUGCAGGAGGGGGUGGAGAAUCUUCUGAACCAGGGGGAGGGGUGAGAGUUGAAGGUGGAGCUGGGGGGGAUUAUAAAGGUAGAGGAAGUGGUCACUCGUCCCAACAGGAGGUGGCAGUGCGACCCAAGGAAACCAUACUGACCAAGAGGAAGGGUCUGUCAGUGAGCGGAGGGGGAGGGAUGCUGGUCCGUCUGGGAGGGAGCGUCUCUCUGUCCCUGGAAGACGGAGGAGGGAAGUGCAUGUACAAAGGGCCAGGCUCCUCCUCUGGAGGGAAACUGAAACUGACACAGGGAGGUGGGAAGGGGGCAUCUGUAGGAGGGCCCGGAGGAAGUGGAGUAGGAGGUGGUAAGCAUGCCAACGCCAAGCGGAGAACCAGCAGUGAAGACAGCUCCCUGGAGCCAGACCUGGCUGAGCUCAGCCUGGAUGAUGGCUGCAGUCUGGCUCUGGGGGCUGAGGCCAGCAACACUUUUGAGUUUCUCCCUCCACCGCCAGAGAUGUUGCCCUCCCCAAGUCCACUGCUCCGAGACUCACGCAAGUACAGCAGCAGCAACGGGGGGGGCAAGAUGUUUGAAACGAAGCAUGUCGGCCAUGCCUCAGCUGGACUUCCUGCUGCGGAGCCUGCUCCACCUUGUUUCCCUCCAAAAGAGACAGUGCCGGUUGUUAUGGACAUACCUGGUGCUGCAGAGCUGGCGGUGGAGCCUGUCCAGAACAGAGAGGAAGAUGUAGACUCGGCAGGCAGUACCCAGCCUUCCACUUCCACCACUACAGCUAGAUCAGGGACCACUCAACCGUCUGCCAAGCCACCGCGGAGCCGCAGAGAGGCGGCGUUUGCUGCACCAGCAGCAGGAAGCGGGGCAGCAGCUGCAGGUGGACUAGCUAACCAAGGAGCAGAGGCAGCAGGUGGAGCUGCAGGAGGAGAAUCCGUGGGUGAGGAUGACUAUCAGGCAUACUACCUGAGUGCUGCCUCAGAGGAGGGAGCAGACAGACAGCUGGCUGACAACCACCAGGAGGAGGAGCCAGACAUCUUUGCAGGGAUGAAACCGCUGGAGCAGGAGGGGCGCAUGGAGGUGCUGUUUGCUUGUGCAGAGGCUCUACAUGCUCAUGGCUACAGUAAUGAGGCAUGCCGGCUAGCUGUGGAGCUGGCCACAGACCUGUUAGCCAACCCUCCAGACCUGAAAGUGGAGCAGCCGCAGACUAAGGGUAAGAAGAGCAAGGUGUCAACCACCCGUCAGACGCAGGUAGCCACUAACACACUGUCCAAAGCCGCCUUCCUCCUCACUGUCCUCAGUGAACGACUGGAGCUCCACAACCUGGCCUUCAGCACCGGCAUGUUCUCCCUGGAACUCCAGAGACCACCGGCAUCAACCAAAGCUCUGGAGGUGAAGCUGGCCUACCAGGAGUCGGAGGUGGUGGCUCUGUUGAAGAAGAUUCCUUUGGGCCUGGUGGAGAUGUCAGCCAUCAGAGAGCGAGCCGAGCAGCUCAGAGACGGAAACUUCUGUGAUUACAGACCUGUGCUGCCUCUGAUGCUAGCCAGCUUCAUCUUUGAUGUACUGUGUACCCCAGUUGUGUCCCCAACGGGUUCCCGUCCGCCAAGCCGCAACCGUAACAACGAGAUGCCUGGCGAUGAGGAGCUGGGCUUCGAGGCUGCUGUCGCUGCACUCGGUAUGAAGACCACAGUAAGUGAGGCGGAGCAUCCUCUGCUGUGUGAAGGAACUAGACGGGUGAAGGGUGACCUGGCUCUGGCUCUCAUGAUCACCUAUAAGGAUGACCAGAGCAAGCUCAAGAAGAUACUGGAUAAGUUGUUGGACAGGGAGAGUCAGACCCACAAGCCCCAGACCCUGAGCUCCUUCUACUCCAGCAAGCCAGCAGCUGGCAGCCAGCGCAGCCCAUCCAAACACACUGCCUCUGGACACAGUGGGGUGAGCGGGGCCACCGGGGGUGUCUGCAAACACACACCCUCCUCUUCGUCUGCGACCACUGUAGCGGCCUCGUCUUCCAGCUCUUCCUCUGCCGUGGCACUGGCUGGUGAAGAGGUGGCUCAUCAGGCUGAACUGAACCCAGUGCAGAACAGUUCAGCAGGGGAAGGUCCUGCUGAGACCAGGCAGCAUGUAUCAGAUGGGCCUCCGUCAUCCAAUGACCAGCAGAAUGAAACAGCUCCAUUUAAGCUGGAGGCCACUGUGCCCAGUCGGCUGGCGCUGGGGACCCGCUGUGGAUACAGCCAGCGUUGCUGGGGCUCACCUGUCCGGCAGAAGAAGAAGCACACCGGCAUGGCGAGUAUCGACAGCAGUGCUCCGGAGACAACCUCAGACAGUUCGCCCACUCUCAGCCGGCGGCCGCUCCGGGGCGGCUGGGCAGCAACCUCCUGGGGGCGGGGCCAGGACAGUGACAGCAUCAGCAGUUCAUCGUCUGAUUCCCUGGGCUCCUCCUCCUCCAGCGGCUCUCGCAGGGCAGGGGGCGGGGCCAGGGCCAAGAGCACAGACACCAGCAGGUACAAAGGGCGACGUCCAGAGUGCCACGCCCCCCACGUGCCCAACCAGCCAUCAGAGGCAGCAGCCCAUUUUUACUUUGAGCUGGCCAAGACGGUGCUGAUCAAAGCUGGAGGGAACUCCUCCACCUCCAUUUUCACCCAGCCCUCAGCCAGUGGGGGCCACCAGGGGCCCCACAGAAACUUGCACCUGUGUGCCUUUGAGAUUGGCCUGUAUGCUCUUGGCCUCCACAACUUUGUCUCACCCAACUGGCUGUCCAGGACCUACUCCUCCCAUGUGUCUUGGAUCACUGGCCAGGCCAUGGAGAUCGGCAGUGCUGCCCUCAACAUUUUGGUGGAGUGUUGGGACGGUCACCUCACCCCUCCGGAGGUGGCAUCCCUGGCUGACCGAGCAUCUCGGGCCCGGGACCCCAACAUGGUUCGGGCGGCGGCAGAGCUGGCCCUGAGUUGCCUGCCUCACGCUCACGCCCUUAAUCCUAAUGAAAUCCAGAGAGCCCUGGUGCAAUGCAAAGAGCAGGACAAUGUGAUGCUGGAGAAGGCCUGCAUGGCGGUAGAGGAAGCAGCCAAGGGUGGAGGUGUGUACCCUGAGGUUCUCUUUGAGGUGGCUCACCAGUGGUACUGGCUGUAUGAGCAGUCAGUGGGCGGGGGCUCAGGCCAGCAGCGAGAGACCUCUGGGCGCUGUGGGGCCAACGGCGGUUCGGGCAGGAGGCUCCCAGAGUCCACCUGUGUUGUCCUCGACAGCGGAGCCAACAUGGAGUCUCCGGGGAUGGCAACAGUCACAGCCUCAGUCACUGCCGCAGCCGUCGUACCCGUCAUCUCUGUAGGCUCCACCAUCUACCAGUCCCAUCCGAUGCCCGGGCAGGCCAUGGCUCACCCCCACAGCCAGGGCCUGCACCCGUACACCACCAUCCAGGCCCAUCUCCCCACCGUCUGCACCCCCCAGUACCUGGGACACCCUCUGCAGCACGUCCCCCGACCCACCGUCUUCCCCGUGUCUGGGGCUGCAUAUCCACAGGGAAUGCACCCAGCCUUCAUCGGUGCACAGUACCCGUUCUCAGUGGCCACUGGCCCUCAGCCACCUAUGGCAGCCACAGCUGUGACCUUCCCUGGCGUCCCAGUACCGUCCAUGACUCAGAUCGCCGUCCAUCCCUACCACACUGAGACGGGCCUGCCCCUCAGCACCACUGUAGCAGUAGGCAGCGUCCACACGGGCCCCACCAUCCAGGCCAUACAGGGAGCAUCUCUGCCCUCCCUCUCCUCCCAGCCUGGCUCAUUGGUCACUCCUUUCCCAGCAGAGGACGAGCAGCACAGCCAGCCAAUCAGCCAACAGGGCCUGCACUACCUGCAUUCUGCCUACAGAGUUGGCAUGCUGGCGUUGGAGAUGCUGGGCAGGAGGGCACACAAUGACCACCCCAACAACUUCUCCAGGAGUCCACCUUACACUGAGGAUGUCAAAUGGUUGCUAGGACUGGCUGCAAGACUAGGAGUCAACUAUGUGUACCAGUUCUGUGUCGGAGCAGCUAAAGGCGUCCUCAGUCCAUUCGUCUUGCAGGAGAUCAUCAUGGAGGCUCUACAGAGGCUGAACCCCGCCCACAUCCACGCCCACCUCCGAACACCUGCUUUUCACCAGCUCGUCCAGCGCUGCCAACAGGCCUACCUGCAGUAUAUCCACCACCGGCUCAUCCACCUGACGCCUGCCGACUACGAUGACUUCGUCAACAUCAUCCGCAGCGCUCGAGGUGCUUUCUGCCUGACACCUGUUGGUAUGAUGCAGUUUAACGACGUGCUGCAGAACCUGAAGAGAGGCAAGCAGACCAAGGAGCUGUGGCAGCGGAUCUCCCUGGAGAUGGCAACUUUCUCCCCCUGAGCAGCACGCUCGCGGCGAGAGUGUGCUAGGCCCGGACCUGGGCUUGAGGAGUCCCAUCCAGCGCCCACUCGGCCUCCAGCACUGCUACUGCCAUUGCACUGAGCCGGCCACAUUCAUGCUGUCUGGUUGUGUCAGGGACCCUGCUCCCUGCAACGUGGACUCCAACACGUGACACAGGCAGUACAAUCAGCUCCCAUACCCCUGACCCGCAGAGACUUCCUUUUUUUGUGUGCGUUUGUCCUCCCACAGCUCAGAGGAGAAGCCGGGUCACCUUCCUGCUCUCCUCUGAUCUUGACUGACUCCUCACUCUCAUUUUAUCAUGGUUCAUGUUUGUGUAACUGUGGAAUUAAAGUGUACUCCUUCCUUUCUUUAUCUAACUCGUCUUUUCCAUUUCCCCCAAACUGAAGACAUUGACGGGGAUCUUUCACCCUCCAUCCUCACUUCGUUUCCAGUGUUUUGUAGUUUUGUUUAGUUUCGUUUUGAAUGAAACCACUGAGUGUGGGUCAUUUUCAUGCUGCAACAUUCCUGUCCAGAGUGGUAGGUGCUGUGAUGUCUCAUUCACUAAAAGCUUGUCACUAUGGAUCUGAAUCUUUGCAGAGUGGGAGAAAAGGAAGAUUUGCAAGGAAGAAAAGGUUUAAUAUGAGAAAUUAUAUUGUGAGUACAGGUGAGGAUUUUUCAGUAUUUUGUUUAAUCUUUUUUGAUACUUUGUAUAGAAUAUGACAUGUAUGCAGAAUGGAAUGGGAAGAGAAUGAGAGGAUGUUAAAGGUGCUGUUGUUGUUGUGUGGGAUCCAAAUGUACAUUUCAGCCUGCCUGAGGAGUGACGUGAGCACAGCUCCAGACCAAAACCAGAGGCCACCUAACCACUGUGUGGCCAAGCAACACUUCGAACAUCUGGAUCAGUCUUUUGUUAUGACUUGGCAGUUGGGCUGGGAAUCAUUUUUCAGUUUAUCAGUUUUCUGAUGCAAUUUUUUUCAGACCUCAGUAAAGCGACAUAUUUAUAUUGUUAAAUAUAAAAAUUUUCUAUAUUAAAAAAAGCCACCUUGCCAUUUUUCAAAAUAAGCCAAGCUUGUCAAAUUCCGUCUGUAAUGCUGUCUUCACAUAACUGUUCAAUAUCUCAGCUAAAAUAAAGUAAAUAAAACUAAAUUAGAAUUUACAUCCAGUGAUCAAAGAAGUUUUACAUGAAAAUAAAUCAAUCAUUGGGUGCAUCCAAGUUUUGAUGGAGAGUAAUGCAAACACACAUCAGUGUGCACUCAAAAGUACUGAGAGUCCAUACCCAGCCCUCCUUUUCAGCAUCCAACUGACUCGUUCAGAUGCAUAGACAGUCUCACAUGCUUCCCAUUAAAUUGUUUAGGAAAGCACACUAACGUUGUAUGUUUGCCAAGCUGGUCACUUAGUCCCCAUCCUUGUCUUUUCCUUGCACACAUACAGUUAGAAGCCACUGUUGAUAAAACAUUUUAUAUAUAUCUUAUCUUUGUGUAGCUUGUCCAAGUGUAUUUUUAGGUGAAGUAUAUUCUCCUCAGUGCGGUGGACCCAACAGGAAUGAGGGUACUUCCCCUUGUGUACAACUGUGAUUGAAUGCUUUGUCCCCCAUCAGCCACAAAGGGGCAGUAGUUAAACCCUUACUGGUUUAAAAACCCAGUUGGACAAGCCACACAAAGCUGAAAUGUAUGCUUUGUCAUAAGAGUAUGGUUUGUUUUUACAAGAGAGAAAAGAUGGUUGAUUAAGUAGCUGGUUUGGCUAAUGUCUGCUUUUAUUGGGAAGCAUCUAGGACUGUCACACACAGUGGAAUAGUCUGGAUUGCCUUUUUUGGAUCUUCUUCAGUUCACACUUUUGCGUGAAUUUAGAGGCUCCUUGAGGUCUUUCCCAAAAUCCACAGUAUGCCGCUCAUCUCGUCUCUGUGAGUCUACAGCUGUGAUUUUGUGAUGCCACUACAUUGACUCUGCAGACUGUCUCACACAGGGACAGUGAAGCUCACUGGUCUAAACACUAUUAAAGGCCAGGACAGCGCUGCUGAGAUGAGCUGUGUGAUGCACACGAGUCCAAACAUUCACUGGGCCCUGUCAGAAAUCACACACAUUGGUGUGUUUGAUGGGCCCCUUUCUUCAGCGUGGUUAGCUCGUAGACCAUGGUGCUGUUACUUUAAGACAUGUUGACUUUCCAUCUCUGUCCAGGCAGCUGCUGUGGCUCUGAACCCACCUCUUUGACUGGCUCUGGACCUCACAGGUGAAGGUGACUUAGAAAAUGUGCUGUGAUAUUUUUGUAUUCCUCAUAAAGCGUAGCUUGAUUGAAAAGUUCUAUAUGUGCUGAUUGCAAAAGGUUCUAAUUUAGAGUGAAAAGAAUAAAAAAAGAUAAAAGCAAUACUAAAAGUUUAGAGUUUACUUAAUAAAGAUGAUUCAAAACACAAA
This is a messenger RNA of Micropterus salmoides (largemouth bass), 9791 nucleotides long. It is a transcript of the gene zswim8, whose product is annotated as zinc finger, SWIM-type containing 8. Gene Ontology annotation, cellular component: Cul2-RING ubiquitin ligase complex. NCBI's taxonomy places the organism in Eukaryota, Metazoa, Chordata, Actinopteri, Centrarchiformes, Centrarchidae. The record is from RefSeq and is a predicted model, not a curated record. Gene Ontology annotation, molecular function: zinc ion binding.